CAGGGGCAUUAGGGUUUUAGUUUCUCACACACUAGGUGGCCGCGCCUCUCUCAACCGCCAAGAUCUAGGGUUUGUUUCGAGCUGAAUCGGAGGAAAUGGCUCCUGCUGCGCCCAAGAGCGGGAUCUUCGUUGGUCUGAACAAAGGCCACAUCGUUACCAAGCGUGAAUUGGCUCCUCGCCCGUCUGACCGCAAAGGGAAAACAAGCAAGAGGGUGCAUUUCGUGAGGAACCUGAUCAGGGAAGUUGCUGGUUUUGCUCCAUAUGAGAAGAGGAUCACUGAGCUUUUGAAGGUUGGUAAGGACAAGCGUGCUCUUAAGGUGGCCAAGAGGAAGUUGGGUACCCACAAGAGAGCUAAGAAGAAGAGAGAGGAGAUGUCCAACGUCCUCCGCAAGAUGAGGUCUGGUGGUGUUACUGAGAAGAAGAAGUGAGAACUUGAAGUGUUGUGUUAAUGGUUGUAGUUCAGUUACUCUAAUAGUUUUUGUUAUGCAUUUUCGUACGAGAAUUUUACGAACUCUCUAAUUUUGAAUGUUUUGAGACCAUUUUGUGAUAUCGUCUAUGCAGCAGAUAUUCUUGAAUUUGUGU
Prunus mume (Japanese apricot) is the source of this 582-nucleotide messenger RNA. Its product is annotated as large ribosomal subunit protein eL36y. Gene Ontology annotation, biological process: translation. Gene Ontology annotation, molecular function: structural constituent of ribosome. The record is from RefSeq and is a predicted model, not a curated record. Lineage: Eukaryota; Viridiplantae; Streptophyta; Magnoliopsida; Rosales; Rosaceae. Gene Ontology annotation, cellular component: ribosome.